Messenger RNA from Guillardia theta CCMP2712, 1251 nucleotides. RefSeq lists its product as hypothetical. The record is from RefSeq and is a predicted model, not a curated record. The transcript has 10 exons. NCBI's taxonomy places the organism in Eukaryota, Cryptophyceae, Pyrenomonadales, Geminigeraceae. Bases 1 to 1251 code for a protein of 416 amino acids.
AUGUCGGCAAUGGCUGGAGCCCCGGUGCUGCUGAAGCAAGGAUACAUGCAGACGAAGAAGAUGCUGGGAUGGAACACAAGGUACUACAGGUUGCUCCAGGACUGCUUGUUCGAGUUCCCAUCUCAUGACUCCAAGACCCCGACCGACGAGUUUUCACUCUGUGAUGGAACUAUCGAAGAUGCGUCCUGGGAGCUGAAGCUGGCAAACGCUCUGCGGGUCACCACAGAGUCCGGGAAAGUGUUCGUGUUUGUGUGCACAGAUAGCAAGGAGCACCGCCAGUGGUUUGACGCCAUCUACUACUCCACAACUCUUACGAGACUUGCGGAGUACGCUUCUCCUCUCACUGGGAGUUGGCUGUUUUACAUGGACAAGGGGAAGUUCCAGAAGCACUGGUUUGUGAUCAAGGAUAGUUUCCUGUUGUGCUACGAGAAGAGAGAAGACAUGACUAUGGUCAAUGAUGGGAAAUUGACCAAAAGAAAGUUUGUAUUGCCGUUGAAUGGAGCUGUGCUUGCGUAUUACAAAUCACACAUGCCAUACUCGUUCUGUAUCCAGAUGUGGGUCCACGGAGAACUUAGGAGUGAGUUUGUGCUCGCUGCACAGAGCGAAGCGGUUAUGCACGUCUGGAUGGAGGUCCUGUACACCUCCAUGGGGAACAAGAUCGAAUAUGCCGAUGAGAGGGACGGCUCGAACUUACCUGCUGUGAGCGUGCUUGCCCUGACCCUCCUUGCUGUGACCUUGGCCAAGGUACCAUGCCGAUCACACCCUGACAUGAUUCGAGGCAAGCCGCUGCCGUCGAAACCAAAAGCAGAGACAAAAGGUUCGGACCCUUCAAUUUGCCUCAACACGCUUCUCAGAAGAGCAACAGAUGAGGACGUCCUCAAUGCGGAGUGGACGGAAGAGAAGGUUCGACAGCAGAAAGAUGGAAGGAAUAUUCCCAAGGCUGAUGAGAACAGCGCUCCUACCAAUGGAGCAAAUACGAAGCAUGACUUUCCUAUGCCGAAAACCGAAGAGACACCAGACGUGCCGGCUAACGACGAGGGGUCGUUUCCGGAGACUCAACCGUCCAUGCCUUUCUUCGGAGGCAAUUCUUCGGACUGGAACCCUUUUGGUUCUCAACCAUUGAGAGAAAGCGGAGGGACGCCAGGCAACGACAGUUGGAACCCGCUGCAAUCCCUAUGGAGCCAGUUCGGUGGAAACUGGAGUAAUUUGAAUGCAGGAGUAACGGGGCUAAGGGACAGUGCAGGUGUGUGA